CAACACUUUGUUUCUUCUCGUUCACCGCCUUUUAUCUACCGACUCCAAAGCAAAUAACUACAGCAAGACAAAGGAAAAUCCCAACCGGACAAAACCCAUUACGCCAAGCAACCUCAUCUAAUCUGCCUUAUAAAAAAAUAUAUAUCUUACGGUACCCGAACUUUCUCUUUCCAUCACUUUAUCUACCUAGAAUCUUUCCGAACAAAGAUUGAAACACCCUUGUGGUCGAGCAUCAUUUGGGUGUAUGUACUCUAGAGAGAGAGUUGAGACAGAGAGACGGAGAGAGAAAGUAGUUGGUUUGACAAAUAAAGCCAAUAUCAUAAAACCGUUUUGUGUGAAUUUAGUUUUGCUAUAGUGAAAAAAACUAUGGUGGGUAUUUUCUCAAGGUUCUCUGUCAGCAGAGCUGCUCAUCGACGUACCCAGAGUGCCAUUGAUGAGAGGGAAGUAUUGCCCCCAAAUUCAGAGGGUACAGGUUCAGCAACUGCCCCCAUCACCGCUUCUCAUGGGAUUGAGGUAGCAGUAGAGUUUAAGCCAGUUGAACAUCCAAUCGAGCCUCUCAACAAUGAUAGACCAAUCCAGUGCCCAUUACCUGAACCUUCAAUUCUUAAUGAUGGGAGACUAUGGAAGGAGCGAGUAUCAGCAACUGUGCCAAGGAGAGGUGACUUGCCAGUGAUGAAGGAAGGGGGAUCUCUUGAUUCUGAAGAUUCUGGGACAAAACCAAGACAAAAACGAACCAAUCGCAUGAUUUUACCCUCUCUUAGUGCCCCUGAACAUAACCUUCUUAAUCUCCUAGAAGAAUGUAAUGCAUCUGGCAUUUAAACUCUGGUAAAUUGUUUCAUAUUUGGACCUUAAUGGUCUUAAAUUUACCAUUUCACUCUCGCUCUCACUGUCACUACCAUCGCUCUCGUGUUGUAUAAUUUUAAUUCUCAAUUUUUAUAGUAUUGCCUGAAUAUAUGUAUUUCUUUAUGUAUCAUGACAAUAAUGUCAGAGUUGCACCUUAAGAAUGAAUGCAAUCUAGCCAUGUUCUUAGAAUUUCA
Prunus avium (sweet cherry) is the source of this 1037-nucleotide messenger RNA. RefSeq names its product cystic fibrosis transmembrane conductance regulator. The record is from RefSeq and is a predicted model, not a curated record. NCBI's taxonomy places the organism in Eukaryota, Viridiplantae, Streptophyta, Magnoliopsida, Rosales, Rosaceae.